AUGAGUUCUAGACCUCAAGAAGAGGUUUUUGUUGACCAAAGUCUUGAAGAGCUGUUGGCGAUUGUUGCCACAGAAUUCGAUGCCAUCUCUCGUAAACCCAUUCAAUCUUCAUUCCUUGCUCGUGACCUUGUUCGAAUGUAUGAUAAAAUUACUUUUUAUAGACAAAAAGACUUUGAAUUGUCUCCGAUGACUGUUUCUCAACAAGAAAAUGAUAAUAUUCAUCAUCAUGAUGAAAAUGUCAUAACCAAUAAUGAUCAUGGUAACAAACCAAGUUCUUCCGAAUCAGAACUACAAGUAGUAGAGCAAUUACCAACAUUCUCAUCAAAUGAGAAUUCUGAGAGUCAUCCUCCUUCUCAAUGCACACGUGUGGAUACGAAUCGUGAUAAUGACACGAGUCAUUCGACUAAUCAUUCGACUUGCAAUACUACUAAUCAUUCGACUUGCAAUACUACUACUGCUACUACUAAUACUACUACCAUGACCACGACUCACACCUCUAAGAGUACACACUGCACCAAUCAUACCAUCGAUGAUGGUUCGAUCAUUACUGUACUCUCAUCCUCAACAACAACAACAACAACAGAGAGACCCAUCGAUCAUGAACGUAUCACUCAAUUCGUAUAUCAACAAGUGGAACACAAUGAAUUUGAAAAAUUUUCACAUCUCUCUCGAAAUCUCAAUGAAAUGGAAAAGGAAGAUCGAGGAGAUCAAAUUUUUGUUGAUAUUUUAAAUACUUUAACAAGAUUAUUUCAUCAAAAGGAAUCCAUACAAGAAUGCAAACCAUUACUCACAUUACAAGAAUUUAAAAAGAUUGUUGUGAGUAAAUCUGUACCAAAUUAUGUCAGUACAUUAAUGGAAGGACACUAUGGUGAUGGACAUCCAAUAGUGAAAUUCUUAACAUUGGUCGAUCAAGCAUUUGUGGUUUCAUUAUUGGGUCACUUUGCAGAGAGUUUAUUCUUUACGAAAAUACCAAUUCGAUUUAAAGAUAUUCGUGGAACAUGGAGAAUUGACAUUAGAAUGUAUCCAAAUUACAUUUCAAUGGUUCAUAGAAGGACAGAACAAAUGAUGAAACCAUUAGGAAAUACCAUGCUCAAGAAUUUGUUUCAAUUUUCAUGGCAGGUUGAAAUUGUGUAUGAUUCCUACCAAUUGGAUCAUAUUCACAGUAUUCAUGUGACAUUAUUGGAGAUUGAUUGGAGUUCUUAUGAUGAAUCAUUGGAAUUAACUUCACAACAGAAAGACGAAGUGCAACAAGUAUUCUUGAAAAUGUUCUCAAAAUCUAAAACAGGAGGUGAAUUAGGAUAUCAAUUACCUUUGAAAAUCACAUUGUCUGAUAUUUCUCCUAAACAUUUGCGUUUGUUAGUGAAAGAAUUGAAAGAAAAUGCUAAAAAACUUGUCAAGCCAAACAAUGACUCAAAUGGUUCCUCUUCUGGAGGAUCAUGGUUUUCAGGUAUCUUUAGUUCCUUAGGUUGCAUGGAUGAUGCUGUGGACUUUGUUUCAAAUAGCAAAAGGAAAGAUUAA
This is a messenger RNA of Naegleria lovaniensis, 1518 nucleotides long. RefSeq lists its product as uncharacterized. Lineage: Eukaryota; Heterolobosea; Eutetramitea; Acrasida; Naegleriidae. Bases 1 to 1518 code for a protein of 505 amino acids. The transcript has 3 exons. The record is from RefSeq and is a predicted model, not a curated record.